AUGUCUGAUAAUCGAAAACUUGGUCUAAAUGUAGCUCAAGAUAUAGCACGGUCUAAGGGUGGUGAAUGUUUAUCAGAUAUAUAUAUCAAUAGUCAUAAUAAUUUACUAUGGAAAUGUGGACAAGGACAUACCUGGUAUGCUUCUCUCCAUAAUGUAAAGAAAGCACGUGGAACUUGGUGUGCUAAAUGUAAUGGUUGUACAAAAUUGGAUAUUUCUAUUGCUAUUGAUCUUGCACAACAGCGAAAGGGUAAAUGUCUUUCUAAAAAAUAUAUUAAUAACCAUAUGCCUCUUUUAUGGGAGUGUUCCAAAGGUCAUCAAUGGUCUACUUCUCUUUCCAGUGUGAAAAGACUUGGAUCUUGGUGUCCAUAUUGCUCAGGUCGACAUUCCUGCAGUUUGGAUCUUGCUAAAAAAAUUGCUAAUGAACGAAAUGGUAAGUGCCUUUCAGAGCAAUAUAUUAAUAUUAACAAAUAUCUUUUAUGGGAAUGUAAUCAAAAACAUACAUGGUAUGCAAGCCUUCACGAUGUAAAAAAUGGUAACCACUGGUGUGCAAAAUGUGCAAAAAAUAAGCCCUACAAUCUUGAGUUUGUUAAAAAUAUAGCAAAUAGUAGAAGUGGUGAAUGUUUAUCUGAAAAUUAUGUAAACGCCCAUACAAAACUGAUGUGGAAAUGUGUUAAUGGGCAUAAAUGGACUGCCUCUCUUGCCAGUAUAAUGCAUUGCAAUUCCUGGUGCCCAUAUUGUAAACAUAAGCAUGAAAAUUUAUGCCGUGAAAUUGUGGCAAAAUAUCUUGGCCCACCAUCAGAAAAUCGCUGGCCUGAUUUCUUAAAAACACCAGAACAUCCAACGGGACUACAACUUGAUAUUCCUUAUUACCACUAUGGUUUUGCUAUCGAAGUCCAAGGAAUACAACACGAACAAUAUAUCCAAUUCUUCCACCGAGGGGAUCAAAAAAAUUUUAUUAAACAGCAAGAACAUGAUCAACUUAAGAGAGAACUCUGUGAAGAAAAUUGGAUAGUCUUAAGAUAUGUCUGGUAUUAUGAAGACCCAUUUGAGAAAAUUCCAGAUAUCCUUCGAGAACUGGGUCUUAUUUCUUAA
This is a messenger RNA of Paraglomus occultum, 1092 nucleotides long. The record is from the annotation of a GenBank genome assembly. Lineage: Eukaryota; Fungi; Glomeromycota; Glomeromycetes; Paraglomerales; Paraglomeraceae.